AUGGCACUUUUGCUAAUAUUUCUAACGUGGCUGGUCACGUGUCAAGGAGAGCUCACAGAUGAUAUGCAUACUUUUAAUCCUGCGUGUCUUGUAGAGAAUUCAUUCACUUGCCUCAGCGGGGAUUGCAUUCCUCAAGACAACUAUUGCGACGGUAAACGUGACUGUAAAGAUGGAAGCGAUGAGAGUUUUUGCGUACAAACGCACCCUGAUCCGAUGUUCUGCAACGAGACGCAUCAGUUCAUGUGUGGGGAUGGCCUCAAGUGCCUGCCGAGCACCUGGGUGUGCAACAAUGUUACUGAAUGCAACGAUGGUAGCGACGAGGUCAACUGCACAGCGUUCGUGGAACACGAUAACUCAACGUGCAGGGGCUUUCUCUGCGACAAUGGCAAGCGCUGCAUAUCGAGGGUAUGGAUGUGCGACGCCCGCUACGACUGUGAUGACAGCACUGAUGAGGAUGUAAAAACCACAUGUCAUCAUGAGCGUUCGACACUUUACGAUUACACAGAUAAAGAUGCUUGCGAAAAUGGAACCACUCGGCAUCAGUGUUUGGACGAUUCGUAUUGCUUGUUACCAAAGUACAUGUGCGAUGGUAUGAAGGACUGCAGAGAUGGCAGCGAUGAGGGAAAGUUUUGCGAAAUAUGGAAUACUAUGUGUACAAAUACUUCGUGUCCAAAAGAAGCGCGUUGUAAGCCUCAACGUUCGGGAGAACCGACUUGUUUGUGUGGAAUCAACCAACAAUAUAACAGUACCAGCAAAAAGUGCCAGGAGGCUGACUAUUGCUCAGAGGCGAAACCCGUUUGUUCUCAAAAGUGUGAGAAUAAUUUUGGCGCAUACACGUGUUAUUGUGAGGAAGGAUACAUUAGGAAUCCAUUGGGCUACUUAUGCUUUGCUCCGGAUCCAGAAGCGUUAUUAUUCUAUAGUACAAAGAAUGAGAUUCGUUACGUAAAAGUGAAGUCUAAGGAGCAAGUUGUUGUUGUGACAGGAAUUAAGAAGGCUCAUGGUAUAGCCUACGAUGGUAUAUACUUGUACUGGGUGGAGUUAGCUGAAGGUCACCAGGCGAUCAUGAGAGCUCAGCUGCACAACGUUGCUGGAACAAAACAAGUUAUAGCGGCGUUAGGUUUGGAAGAUCCUGGAGAUAUUGCUCUUGACCAUUUUGGAGACAAUAUAUUCAUCAGCGAUACCCAGAGAGGGAUCAUUUCAGUGUGUCGGAUGGAUGGUGCCCGUUGUGCCACACUACCUGCAAAAACUGAAAACCCGAAAUUCGUGACCUUGGAUCAUAAUAAUGGACGAAUGUACUGGGCAGAUUAUCAGGAGAGACCAAUCAUCAUGACAGCUAUGAUGGACGGCACGUAUUCGGAUGUCCUUGUUGACAAUUUAAGUACCUACCCCACCGGCUUGGCCAUCGAUGUUCCCAACGGAAGACUUUACUUCGUCGAUAGAAUCAUUAAAGCUAUUAAAUUGGAUAGUAAAGUGGUUUAUUCAUUCCUAGCGGAGCCCUUCCACCGGCCCUACUCGCUGGCGGUAUUUGAGAACUCGCUGUACUGGGUCGACUGGACGUCGCACACCCUUCAGGUGGCCGACAAAAUACAUUCCUCACAUCGCAACGUGUUGAUUGCGUUAGACCAGGCUGUCUUCGACUUGCACAUCUACCACCCCAUUCUGACGAAAUGGAAUAGGAACACGUGUGACCAUUUGAACUGUGAGAUUUGCCUGCCAGUCUCCAACUUGUCAGUCAGCUGUGCGUGCCCUAACAAAAUAGUGAAGCCCUAUGGUGUUAAAUGCCAAAAUGACCCAGCUCAUCCGCCGAAAUACUUAGUGGUGGGAGCCGGUUCACAGUUCACGCGAAUCCUACUUGACACAAUCGGAAACCCCGAGACACAUGCCACUCAUCUAGACAUCGGCAAGGUGCAAGCCAUGGCUUAUGAUAACCAUAGAGAUACCCUCUACUUAUACGACAGCCAGCGCAAGUCCAUCAACGCUAUCAACAUGAGCGACUUCUCACUCGGCAUCACACGCGUUCUGGUGCACGACUGGCUGGAGAACGUUGUCGAUAUGGAUUAUGAUAGCGCAACCGAUACCCUUUACAUAUUAGACUCAGGCCGUCAUGUCGUACAAGCGAUGUCUAUGAAGACUAAACGUACUGCGAUAAUUUACAACUUCGGUCAUUACGAGUUUGCCAUCAGCUUCUGCUUGCUGCCUGAUUAUGGGAAGAUGCUGGUUGCAACUAUGGAUUUUACGGGUGAAUCUCAUAUUAUUAGGAUUGAUGCCAUAGGAAUGGACGGUAGUGUCAAGGCACCCGCUGUCGAAAAUCUUAUUGGUCCGAAAAUACGUAUCCGCUAUUCUCAGGAAAGGAAUAUCGUUUAUGUGUCUGACGAAGGAAACGGUACUAUUGAAACGAUGCACCCUCUUGGUGCUGGAAGAGAGCUUUUCAGAGAUGUGUUGACGACAAUAGGCAGUAUGGCGAUAACGGAUUUAGAGCUGUUCUGGACUGACAGACAUUCCCCAAAACUAUACUGGGCUGGUGUCCACGAGGCCUCACGUAAUAUACGGAGGAUUGAACUAACAACAUUCCCCAACGACGCGAACCUACAUCUCGUGGCGACGAAGGGCGCGGCGGGUCCGAUCUUGGCCGCUUGCGCGGUUUGCGAGCACGUGUGCCUACAGACACGUCAGUUGAUCAAUGGAAGCGGCGACCCGCGGACUGGCAACGUUACUUGCGCCUGCGCAGCCGGCUUCAAAUUGGUGGAUGGAAAGUGCUUCGAGAUCCUCCGCUGUAACGAAGGCGAGCUGUACUGCCACAGAAGUAAUCAAUGCUUCAAUCAGAGUAAGAAGUGCGAUGGAGUCAACGAUUGCAAGCAUGGGGAAGAUGAGGAGGGUUGUCCUGAUCGCGUAACAGAGCCGCCAUCGAUGUGUCCAGAAGGUCAGACACCCUGCAACGGUAUUUGUAUAACGGAUAAGUUUGGUUGCAAGGGAUUAAAUGGAAGCGUUGACACGUGCUCGGAGCUGGACUUCGAGUGCGUGUCGGGCGACGUGUGCGUGUCGCGCACGGUGACGUGCGACGGGCGCGCCGACUGCCCGGACGCGUCCGACGAGGAGCCCGGCGCCUGCGACACGGCCGCCUGCUACCGCACCGAGUUCAUGUGUGGGUCAGGGAACUGUAUCCCGAAAACGUGGCACUGCGAUGGUGGCCAAGACUGCGAGGACGGUUCUGAUGAAGUCGAUUGCGACACCACUAUAUGUCCAGAACACAUGUUCCAGUGUAGGAACAGCACGUGCAUAGAUUUAUCCAAGCGAUGCGAUGGCAAGUACGACUGUCUGGAGCAGGACGAUGAAGACAACUGCGAUACCUCAGAGUUUGAAAACGUGCUGAGAUGUAUGCCCUGGGAGUAUGUUUGCGAAUACAAUAGGAGCAUCUGCUUGCCCAUGACAGCGCGUUGCAAUCAUAAAGUGGAGUGUCCGGGCGGGACGGACGAGAAUGGCUGCGAAAUGUAUUGCGGCGAGGACAUGAUUCCAUGUAAAAAUGAGAAGAUUUGUUUAGCAACGCAUAGUUUCUGCGAUAAAGUCAAGGACUGCACAGACGGUUACGACGAAAGUGAAGAAGGUUGUGCGAGAGUGAACAAAACCCGGGCGCAUUCAAUACCGCCUGAUACGGAUUGCAGUAAGGGCUACCGCUGCGAUAACAACCAAUGUGUGGAUUGGUCGCGUGUCUGCAACCGUGUUUACGAUUGCAUAGAUCAGUCAGACGAAGAUGGUCUUUGUGAUAAGCCGUGCUCGAAGAUCACGUGCCCGCUGGGCUGCCACGCGAGCCCGCGCGGGCCGCUGUGCGCGUGCGGGCCGGGGCACGCGCCGGAGCACGCGGCGCCGGGCGCCUGCCGCAACGUGGACGAGUGCGUGCACGAGCCCUGCGCGCACGCCUGCCGCGACCUGCCCGGCUCCUUCCUGUGCUCGUGCCACGUCGGCUACGCGCUCAGAACUGACCGUCGCUCCUGCAAGGCGCUCCAAGGCCGUCUCUCCGUCCUCUACGCCAAGAAUAGUUCCGUAUGGUCCAUGACCAGCCACAUCCACCGCCUCCGGUACCAAGAUAAAAAUAAGAAGGUUAUAAGCGAUAUCGCUGUUGAUGUCAGGAGAGGGAAAAUGUAUGUAGCCUCAAACCAGACCGGACAGCUGAUCCAGGUGAACCUUUUUGAUAAGAAAGCACCGACUGUUCGGUUAACAGACAUCGGGAGACCUAGCAAGGUAUCUGUAGAUUGGAUAACAGGCAACGUUUACUUCAACGACGGUCGGGGUCACAUGCGCUUAUGUAACUUCGAUAGUCGACGAUGUGCAAAAAUAAUAAACGUCCCGGCUGCAGCACAGGUAACCGCGUUGGUGGUAGACCUGACGAACUACAAACUAUUCUACUGCGUUAGUGAGCAGUCAGAGGCUGUAGUCAGAUCUGCGACCCUCUCUGGUUCGGAUGUAAGAGACCUUGCGUCUAUCACUUGUUCUGGAUUAGCAGCUGACUCCUUCUCACAUGUUCUGUACGUUGCGAGUGAAGAAAACAUCGUGAAAAUGAACUAUGAUGGGACGAUGAUGCAAACAAUAAUUGGCGGCAACCCCAUAGUCCGCUCUCCUCAUCACCUCGCCUUAUUUGAAGACUACCUCUACCUCUUGAGCGGCACCAACCUCACCCGCUGCUUAAUCUUCGGUCCGAAGACUUGUUCCUCCUACACCCACCUACCCAACGCUACAGGGUUUGUCAUUAAUCAUGCGAGCGCCCAAAGGAACGACACACGCAAUCACUGUGACAGGUUAAAUUGUUCCCAUAUUUGUGUGUUUUCAAAAUAUGGGCCACGGUGUGUUUGUCAUGACGGAGGACCGCCUACUGGCGGAACUUGUUCGCCCAUUCCCACAAGUGACAUACCAAAGUUCUCAGGGCCGUCAGACUCAGAAUCGGGCAGCAAUGUACUGACGGUGGUGUUGGUGGUGUUGUUGGUGGCCUCACUGGUGGUGAUGGGGGUCUACUUGUAUUGGUUGAUGAAACGAGCCACGAGGAGAGAGCCAACUGAAUACUUGCAAGUAAUGUUCCACAACAACCCUGGGUCGUCUGUGGCUGCCCCAACAACUCCAGCUGUAGAAAUAUCUGAAGCUGAAAAUAUGAAUAUGGAUUCAGAAUUUUUAUUUGCGGUUAAAGUUGUGUAUUUAUUUCACAGCUUUUGUGAUUUAAUUUUCAGUGGCUUGGGAGUCCAGUUCAACAAUCCAUUUCUUUCAAACUUCUGGCAGCAGUCCUUCCGCAAGAAACGUAAGCCCUCUGCCACAGGCAGCUCACCGAAUAUCCCCUCGCCCUCGGAAGUUCCCACGGAGACCUCGUCUGAUUUGGAGGAAAUAUCAGCCCAUACACCUCAAAGAAGUGAACAAAGCUAAUUAUUGAUUGUUAUUCUUUGUGAUUAUUCUAUUUUAUUUAUUGAAUUUUUUUUUAGUUAGUUUCAAAUUAUUGUUAAUUUUGAAUAGUUGUCGAAUGUUUCUAAUGAGUUCAUUAUGAAUAUGCAUAAUUUUAACUCUAAUAAUAAUUUAUCUAAUUUUUUAUAUAUAAGUAAUAAAUAGCAUGUUGGUUUUA
Molecule: messenger RNA, 5596 nt
Organism: Melitaea cinxia (Glanville fritillary)
Lineage: Eukaryota; Metazoa; Arthropoda; Insecta; Lepidoptera; Nymphalidae
Gene: yl
Product: putative vitellogenin receptor
Exons: 36
Coding region: 1-5403 (1800 amino acids)
Molecular function (GO): calcium ion binding; protein binding
Source: RefSeq, a predicted model, not a curated record